Dromaius novaehollandiae (emu) is the source of this 5288-nucleotide messenger RNA. RefSeq names its product LIM domain binding 3 (gene LDB3). Gene Ontology annotation, biological process: muscle structure development; heart development; actin cytoskeleton organization. Gene Ontology annotation, molecular function: actin binding; muscle alpha-actinin binding. The transcript is spliced from 18 exons. Gene Ontology annotation, cellular component: stress fiber; adherens junction; filamentous actin. NCBI's taxonomy places the organism in Eukaryota, Metazoa, Chordata, Aves, Casuariiformes, Dromaiidae. The record is from RefSeq and is a predicted model, not a curated record. The coding region runs from base 154 to 2595 and encodes 813 amino acids.
CCGGAGCCGAGCCGAGGUAGCGCCGGGCGGGCGGGCGGGCGGCGCGGGGUGGUGCGGCUCCCCCGCUCGCUACGCGCUGCUGCCGGCGCGGCCUCGGCGGGUCGCCGGCGCGGCCGGACGUGCCUUGUCGUCGGCUGGUGAAAGAGGUACAAAAUGGCUUACAGCGUGACUCUGAAUGGACCUGGACCAUGGGGUUUCCGACUGCAAGGCGGGAAGGACUUCAACAUGCCCUUGACCAUCUCCAGAAUCACCCCUGGCAGCAAGGCAGCCCAGUCACAAAUAAACCAAGGGGACCUUGUGGUAGCCAUUGAUGGAGUCAACACUGACAGCAUGACCCACUUAGAGGCCCAGAACAAGAUCAAGUCAGCCAGCUACAAUUUGAGCCUCACUCUUCAGAAAUCUAAACGUCCAGUGCCAGUUCCAACCACAGCACCCAGAAUUGACUCUCCCCGGCCUGUCAUUCCCCACCAGAAGGAACCUUCUUGGGAAAUCAAUGGCAACAGAACAACCUUCAGUCCUCUAACUAACACGGCGACUGGGCCUAUGGGUAGUAUUUUAGCAACCAAUGGAACAUUUUCAGGCUACCUCAGCAAGCAAGAGAUCAGCCUUUCAAAUAGCUCUUCCUACUUAAAGACUACCACAGUUAGAUCUUCCAUGUCCUCUCAGUCUGUGACUCCUGACAUUUCACCUGCAAAGAGUAAUCUAGGUUCAAAACUAAGCCCUGUAUCCACUGAUGGCAAUAGUCCUAAACACCAGCUGAGCCCUGCAAGGCAGUAUAACAACCCUAUUGGCCUUUACUCAGCAGAGACUCUAAGGGAAAUGGCUGAGAUGCAUAAAUUAAGUCUCAAACGAAGGGCUUCGGAAGGUGGACUUCCUAGAGGUACGGAGUUUGUGGAACGUUUCAACCCCAAUGUCCUGAAGGACUCUGCCCUGUCUACACACAAACCCAUUGAGGUGAAAGGCUUGGGCGGCAAGGCUACCAUAAUUCACGCCCAGUAUAACACCCCGAUCAGCAUGUACUCCCAGGAUGCUAUCAUGGAUGCAAUUGCAGGCCAGGCACAAGCCCAAGGUGGAGAAUUUGCUGGUACUCUUCCAAUUAAAGAUCCUCACGUAGACAGUGCCUCUCCAGUGUAUCAGGCCGUGCUGAAGACUCAGAACAAGCCUGAUGAUGAGACUGAAGACUGGGGCCGCCGUUCUGCCAACCUGCAGUCUAAGUCUUUCCGCAUCCUUGCCCAGAUGACAGGAACGGAGUACAUGCAAGAUCCAGAUGAAGAAGCCUUGAGGAGAUCAAGAGGCAAGGAAAAUGUUGCAGCAGCAUCAGAAAACAGUACCCCUGUUGAGCAUGCUCCAGUGUCUACCAGCUCUGCCUCUGCUCCUGUGCCACAUGCUUCAGCGCAUCAGCCUGCUACUGCUGCUCAAAAUCCAGCCAGUCUGACGACUCCACCGCCAGCAGCCACUCCCACUUCAGUAGUGCAAGAGUCCUUCUCAUCCUCCUUCCAAAGAGUGCUUGCAGCCCCCAGCUCUCUUUCACAACCUAAGCCUUUUCUUGGGUCCAAGAACAUGUCAUUAGCAGUUUCCACUAUCUCAUCUGCUAUCUCAUCUCAGUCUAGUUUCAACCGGCAUUCUUCCACCUCCAUCAGCUACCAGUCAAAAAAGAGAAACACAAGCCAAUCCUAUGCAACAGCACCAGUUUCUGCAAGUUAUGGUGAAAGUCCUGCUGCUUCUACUACUUCAAAACCAAGGGUUGUCACUACUGCCAGCAUAAAGCCCUCUGUCUACCAGCCAGCACCAGCACCAGUUCAUUCCUACACCCCUGCCAAUGCUGAGCCUGCAAGCCGCCCUCCAUGGGUAACAGAUGACUCCUUUUCCCAGAAAUUUGCACCUGGAAAAACUACCACCACUGUCACCAAGAACAUCUUACCACGGGGUGCUCCAGUACCAUCUCCUGCCUCAACUUCCGCUUACCCAUCUCCAGUUUCAGCUUCUUCCCAGGCUCCUGCAGUAGCCCGGGGAACAAUUCAGAGGGCCGAGCGUUUUCCAGCCAGCAGCCGAACUCCUCUCUGUGGACACUGUAACAGCAUAAUUCGGGGUCCUUUCCUGGUAGCCAUGGGUCGCUCUUGGCACCCAGAAGAAUUCAACUGUGCUUACUGCAAGACAUCCUUGGCUGAUGUGUGCUUUGUGGAAGAGCAGAAUAGUGUAUACUGUGAGCGCUGUUAUGAGCAGUUCUUUGCGCCAACCUGUGCCAGAUGCCACACUAAGAUCAUGGGGGAAGUGAUGCAUGCCCUACGGCAGACUUGGCACACAAGUUGCUUUGUCUGUGCUGCUUGUAAGAAGCCGUUUGGGAAUAGCCUCUUUCACAUGGAGGAUGGGGAGCCUUACUGUGAGAAAGAUUAUAUUGCUUUGUUCAGCACAAAAUGCCAUGGCUGUGAUUUUCCUGUGGAAGCUGGAGAUAAAUUCAUUGAAGCCCUUGGACACACUUGGCAUGAUACCUGCUUCAUUUGUGCUGUAUGCCAUGUGAAUUUGGAAGGCCAACCAUUUUACUCCAAGAAGGAUAAACCACUGUGCAAGAAGCAUGCCCAUGCCAUCAACAUUUAAAGAAAGAGCUGGAAACCAGUUAUGCUGGGGAAAAAAUUUAUGACUAACUGGGCAAUUAUGAAAUGAAUAACUAUGGCUAGUAUUUCUCUGGGUAAAAGCUAGGAAGUUGACACUUCUGAAGUUUAAUUUUAACCUCUUUCAUAUAUGCAGAAUAUGCUUUGGUAUGGUUCAUACAAAAACUGCUGAAUGAACAAUCAAAACAAAUGAACUAUCUAUUUGAAAACAAAUUUAGUGGAACAGCUGGGGGAAAAUACUGAAAUUACCUAAAAACUAUAAUAUAAAAAGUAAUACACAAAUACAGUUUCAAAUGAACUACCCGAAGCAGCUUUACUGCUUAGACCACACACUAGUGUUUAAGAAUAACUGGAAAAGUCCUUUUGUAAUAAGUCAUUUUCUUUUGUAACAAGAAUGAGUAAGUGCCACAUGUACAAUAAUCUGUAGAACCAAAGGCAAUAGCUUUCAAAGGGAAAUAAAUAGAUUAGGGUUUCCUAAUUGAAAAGUGAGGGCUAUUCCAUUAUGUCAUGGUGCUACCUCAUAGCAUCAAGCAUUUUAGAUUGUUUCCAAACAAGAAGUUUGCCUUGAAUCCAUAUACAGCUGGGAAGCUAAGGAGACAAUGGGUAACUUAGUUUAAGAAUAAAGUGGAAACAAUUAACUCCAUCCACACCCCAAUAAAACUUAUAAAAGCAUUUUGGGUUUACCUCGUUAGUGCACUUGGCUUAUAUAUGAGCAGUAGAUUACCUCACUUUCAAGUCACAAUGGAAAAGGGCAACUGGCUUUCUCCAACUUGCUCUUAAAUUGAAUGGAAUGGGGGUUGCUGGAAAAGAACUCUUUUAAUUCAAACCUGGUUUGCCUUUCCUCUUGGGAAACAACAUUCUCAGAGUUGCUUAGGUGUCUAACUCCCAUUUAUUUCAGUGAGAGAUAGGAAUCUACAUGCUGAGCUUCACAUUAAUGAACACUGAAGACAUACCUCCACUGAGCACAGCUUGGAAGUGGGAGGUAGCUUGCAAAAGUUCCCUACUGUGUUGCCACAUAGUUAGAAAAAGAGCAUCUUCAUUUCUCCUGUAGUAAAUGAACAUCGAUAAAAAUUUACAGGGCAGCACAACAGCGCAGGUAUGUGUUCUUUAUUACUUUUAUUAAUGUAAAUGCAACACAUUCUGAACUGGGCUGCAUUUGCCACUGUAAGACAGUAGAUAGGCUCUGACAAAUAGGAUAACCAUACAGUCAUCUCUUCUAAUAUUUUUAAAACACCUUUCAAGUUGUUCAAACAGUUACUUAUAGAACUUUUUUUUUUGCAAAAGACAGCAGUAUUUGUAUUAUUGAUAAUUUUUAAUUUUAAAUAUCAAUGACUUGUAUAACAGAUGGCAGUUCUAUUGAAUAGAAAAUAGCGUUAAAAUGGAAAGUUUGAUCACUAUUCAAGUUUUAUUAAUUUGUUUAAGUGGGAAUUAUGAUUCUGUAUUGACAGCUUACAGUGCUUACACUUUAAGGUUUGUAUUUCUUGGGCUUCAGCUACCCGAGCAUGCAUUCUGUGGUACCCAUUCUGGUGCCAUCUGCACCCUGUUGUACCUUGUAGUUUUGAAUAGCAGUGAGUGACUUAGCAUUGUCUCUUCCCUCCUGCAAUGUGUAAUGCCCUUUUUAAGAAAGUUGCCAUGUCUUUUAGGGAUGAAAAGCUUGUGGGAGGAGGGGGGAGGAGGAAAUAAAGGAGAUCCGGGGUUCUAAUGUGUAAGUUAAAACUUACCUGCAGGCAGUCCACAUCUUGGAAAAAAAUAACAACCUAAAGCUGCCUGUGGCAGUUUUGACAUGUGUGACCUGUAUUUAUUCUGUAGGUACCUUAGUUCUCACUGAUGCUAGCAGUAAUCUGACCCCAGUGCUAGAGGGUUAGAUUUUUUUAUGCAUGAAUUAUUCUAAAAGAGUACAUUAUGCACAAAGUCUUUUUUUUUUCUAUAGUAAACAAAUGUUCUGUUUUUGCUUGGUGCUGGGCUGGUGUAAAUAUGGUUCCACUGAUUAUAAAAUCCAAAGAUCUGUCUCAUAGUAUUCUCCAGAGGAAUAAAUUAUAAUCAUGGGAGUUAAAUCAUUUUUCACUCAUAUUUGACUGCAUUAAGUAGCUUUUUGUAAGAGUGAGGUAGUUCUAUAUUUCCUCUUAUUUUUUGAAUGUCAUUCAACAAAAGAUAGUGUUUAUUAUUCUCUAUCGCUUAGAGAGAGAAUCAGUAACAGCCUAUUAUAUACUAAGCCUGCACUGAAGAUGCUCUUUUAGGCAGUUUCUGUGUUACCCACUGACUGGGGCUAGUCUCUCACCAUAUGCCGACAUCACAGAUCCUCAAAACAGGGGUCAGGCUCCUUUGGGAAGAUACAGGAUGUUAGGGCAUGUGAUGCCUCAGGAGAAUUUCAUCAGGUCUUUUGCCUCUAAUCUAUGUGUGUGCGUCUGUCUCUCUCUCUCCCUCUCCACCUUCCCCUCUGCAAAGUCCCUGAAAGUUUGCUCUUCACUGGCCGUGUGAGGAAUGUUACCUUUGAGGAGAUGGGCAGAGAAGAAGGCAGCAGGGCUGGGGCUGCCUCUUCUCCCUGUUCUCCCCGCUCCUGCCCCUGUUACCCUGCAGCUGUAAGAGCAGGCACGAGCGGGAAGGGGCACCAGUGGGACUGGUGGGGCUCUCUUCCUCUUCCAGAGGGAGCCCAGGACUGGUGGCUGAGGUGGCACAGGU